Messenger RNA from Thermothielavioides terrestris NRRL 8126, 1758 nucleotides. RefSeq lists its product as uncharacterized. The record is from RefSeq and is a predicted model, not a curated record. Bases 383 to 1570 code for a protein of 395 amino acids. Lineage: Eukaryota; Fungi; Ascomycota; Sordariomycetes; Sordariales; Chaetomiaceae. The transcript has 2 exons.
CUGUCGUCUCUGCAUAUCUGUCUUUGUCUGCGCGCUGAACGCUGAGUCGGCCACAAGCUUUGUCUCGCGUCGAUGCGUCUGGCUGAGUCACCUCUGACGCCUGCUCCGGAGGGGGGGGAAGGGGGCAAGGAGUUUCUUUCAGGUUUGAAGAAAGAGAAACUACAAAAGCAGCAUGGCCACGCUGUCUGCACUGCCGCCCAAGUCGUCGCCGGCAUGCCCCUCUCCUCAAGGUCUGGACUGCGGAGCUCUGUUGCUGGCAAGACACUACGCCGCCUCAUCCUGUCAUUGACACGGUGCCGCGUCGACGUCCAAACCCACCUAAACUAACUGGACGACACUUGAGAAGCGCCGGAUCGCCUGCCGCGACACCAGCUUGGCCAGGAUGGAGACCCAGACUCGAUCGCGACCCGAGCUGCGCCCAGUUUGGACCGGCCGCGAGCUGCAUCCGACCCAUCCUCGGCCUUCCCCGCUCUCGGCGACGAGCCCACUCUACUCGGCCUCGUUGCACUUGCCCAGCCCCAUGUACCCAGCUUCGCCCAGCUACGACCAGGCUAUGAGAGCACACGAGCGAGCUUUGGUGGACCGGCUGGAUCGACUGGACCAGCGCGGGAAGCGCGAGUCCCAGCCGUCGCCAACCACAGCCCGCUCGUUGUCCUCGGUAUCAGAGCGGACGCUCAGCGCGCGACGUCCAUCCGCCGCCAGCUUGCCCAUUCCUCGUGCGCCCGAGCCAUCCCCGCGUUCGCCUGGCUUCCCGCAGUACCCGAGGAGGCAGACGCUCGUGGCAGAGGCGAGGUCGAUUCUCCUAUCAGGGCUGCCGGACGGGCUGCCGGACGGGCUGCCGCGGACUCCAACAGACACUGCCAGCACCCUCGCCGACCGGCGCCAGUCACUGCCUCCGUCGUUCCAUAGUCAGCGACGGCGGAGCCAGCAGCUCUUGCAGGAGCUGCGCGAUUGGGGCCGGGUGUACUUCUGCAACGCCGACGCCCGCGUGGCCGACUGCUUCGUAGCUGCCGUCGCUCUGAGGAGACCCAGCGACAGCUCUUCGCCAGACGAUGAAGCCCUCGCGGUCAAGGACGAGCUGACCACGAAGAGGAGGCACCGGGUCACCAUCCGUGCGCGGGUAAGGCCGUGCGCGCUGCACCAAAAGCCUUUCCUCAUCCGACGGACAUUCGACAUGGAUGAGCUCAGAGCGACCAUCCCUGAGCCCUUACGCCUGUCAUCAGCACCCCGGCGGCCUUCCGCUGAGCUCCCCAGCCGCGGUACCCUCCCGACUAAUCAGCGGGGUACCUCGGCGGCAACCAGCGCUGAGCAGGACCUCGAUCUCGAGGCCGCCAAGUCGCCCGUCCGAAGCAUCAACACAUUGCCGAUUCACCUGAAGUAUGCUCGCGCCUUCUUCCCCGUGCUGGCUGCCCUGCUUUACUCCGGCCACAUCCAGAAAGGCGAUAUCAUUGAUCUGCCUCUGCCUUACCCAGAGGCCUGGUUCCAGACCGUGGCGCAUGUGUACACUGGCCAGGGAGAACUGACGGAGGCCAUGAAGCAAAACAUUCUGUAUCUGGGAGGUAAAGUCUAAGGUCAGGCUUGGGGACACGAGACAUCAUUCUUCGUUUCUGCCGUCAUGCGCCCACAUGACUUUGAGGGGCGGCAUGUCUGCUUUGACAACUUUGACAACUAAUCAAGCCUCCUCGUGCUACGUUGUGUAUGGCGGGUCUUUGUCUUGGACUUUCGCGGCAGCUCUUUGAAAAAUAUUCCAGUGAGCUU